UGUGAUGGUUGUCAUAUGGAUCCAAUACUUGGUACGCGUUUUCUUUGUAUGAAUUGUGAUGAAAGUCGAGAAGUGGAUCUUUGUGAAGAUUGUAUGAUUGAGGGAAAAUUUGAAAAUGGUAAGUAUGAACAUCAUAAAAAAUCGCAUCGGUUUUCAGCAAUUGUUAAUCCUACAUCACAACGUUUUGAUAUGGAUCAUGUUCCUGAACAAGUUGAUGAAUACAACUAUUUAGAUGCUACACCCGCUGAACAAUAG
Messenger RNA from Racocetra fulgida, 255 nucleotides. The record is from the annotation of a GenBank genome assembly. NCBI's taxonomy places the organism in Eukaryota, Fungi, Glomeromycota, Glomeromycetes, Diversisporales, Gigasporaceae.